Messenger RNA from Arabidopsis thaliana (thale cress), 1985 nucleotides. It is a transcript of the gene MYBR1, whose product is annotated as myb domain protein r1. The record is from RefSeq and is marked reviewed. Lineage: Eukaryota; Viridiplantae; Streptophyta; Magnoliopsida; Brassicales; Brassicaceae. Gene Ontology annotation, biological process: regulation of transcription by RNA polymerase II. Gene Ontology annotation, cellular component: nucleus. The coding region runs from base 88 to 1005 and encodes 305 amino acids. The transcript has a single exon.
CUCGAACUUGUUUUUGGUUCAUCUCUCAAAACCAAAAUCACUAAAGAGGAGAAGAUUGCUAAAGUUUGAUAAAACAUUCCAAAAUCAAUGGCUGAUAGGAUCAAAGGUCCAUGGAGUCCUGAAGAAGACGAGCAGCUUCGUAGGCUUGUUGUUAAAUACGGUCCAAGAAACUGGACAGUGAUUAGCAAAUCUAUUCCCGGUAGAUCGGGGAAAUCGUGUCGUUUACGGUGGUGCAACCAGCUUUCGCCGCAAGUUGAGCAUCGGCCGUUUUCGGCUGAGGAAGACGAGACGAUCGCACGUGCUCACGCUCAGUUCGGUAAUAAAUGGGCGACGAUUGCUCGUCUUCUCAACGGUCGUACGGACAACGCCGUGAAGAAUCACUGGAACUCGACGCUCAAGAGGAAAUGCGGCGGUUACGACCAUCGGGGUUACGAUGGUUCGGAGGAUCAUCGGCCGGUUAAGAGAUCGGUGAGUGCGGGAUCUCCACCUGUUGUUACUGGGCUUUACAUGAGCCCAGGAAGCCCAACUGGAUCUGAUGUCAGUGAUUCAAGUACUAUCCCGAUAUUACCUUCCGUUGAGCUUUUCAAGCCUGUGCCUAGACCUGGUGCUGUUGUGCUACCGCUUCCUAUCGAAACGUCGUCUUCUUCCGAUGAUCCACCGACUUCGUUAAGCUUGUCACUUCCUGGUGCCGACGUAAGCGAGGAGUCAAACCGUAGCCACGAGUCAACGAAUAUCAACAACACCACUUCGAGCCGCCACAACCACAACAAUACGGUGUCGUUUAUGCCGUUUAGUGGUGGGUUUAGAGGUGCGAUUGAGGAAAUGGGGAAGUCUUUUCCCGGUAACGGAGGCGAGUUUAUGGCGGUGGUGCAAGAGAUGAUUAAGGCGGAAGUGAGGAGUUACAUGACGGAGAUGCAACGGAACAAUGGUGGCGGAUUCGUCGGAGGAUUCAUUGAUAAUGGCAUGAUUCCGAUGAGUCAAAUUGGAGUUGGGAGAAUCGAGUAGACAAAGUGAGAUUAUUAGGAAACUGUUUAAAUUGGAGAAGAAGAAAAAUGCUCUGUUUUUUUCUCCUUUGGAUUAGGCUUAAGAAUUUUGGGUUUUAAGGAAAUGUAUAGAGGAAAUCGAGUGAACAAAGCUCGAGAGCUGGGGACGUAGUGACGAAGACGAAGAUCAAAUUUCUCUUAAGCUAUUCAGGAAAAUAAAAUAAAUUUUUAUUUAUAACUACGCUUAAUGAUGAUAAUAGAUCAAAUUAAUACACAAAGUAUCACAAAGUGAAAGAUAAAUGAUCCAGUUAAAGAACAAGUUUGUCGAGGAUUGGUAAAGACUUGCAUUUGGCAACUAAAGGCACAGAUUUGGGCAUGGUAAGACCCUUUCCUUCCGACAUGUCAACGGCAACGUCAUUGUCUCUCUCCCAAUCGAAACACUGGAUCAAUGAGCCUAAAGCUAAGCUCAGUACUAGUUGGGCCAGGCCCAUACCAGGACAUGCUCUCCUACCGAUUCCGAAAGGCAGAAACUUACCACGAUGGGUCUCUGAUUCAAACCUCUCUGGUUUGAAAGUUUCUGGGUCAUCCCAUACAUUUGGGUCUCUCUGAAUAGCCCACGCAUUGAUAAAUAGCCAGGUGCGACGUGGAAUGUCAAAUCCAGCGACUUCACAGUCAGUGGAUGAAGCGUGUGGGACAAGUAAGGGCGCCGCCGGAAACAAACGAAGAGUCUCAGAGAUCACAUUGUUGAGAUAGGGACACUUGCCAGUAUCUGAUUCCUCAAACACACGCCCUUCUUUCGAAACCUCGUUUAGUUCCGUUUUGAGUUUCCUUAAAACUUCCGGAUGAUUUAGAAGGUUAGCCAUAGCCCACUCCAACGUCACUGCGGUUGUGUCCGUUCCAGCAAGCAACAUCACCUGCAAUGAAUCCUUUGAAUCUUUGAUGAAUCAAUCUUGAUCACUCCUAUUAACGAUUCAAAAUUAUAGGAAUUAAAAACUCAUGUAC